Molecule: messenger RNA, 1695 nt
Organism: Penicillium vulpinum
Lineage: Eukaryota; Fungi; Ascomycota; Eurotiomycetes; Eurotiales; Aspergillaceae
Product: tetratricopeptide repeat protein
Exons: 1
Coding region: 1-1695 (564 amino acids)
Cellular component (GO): intracellular anatomical structure
Molecular function (GO): protein binding
Source: RefSeq, a predicted model, not a curated record
AUGACAAAAGCGUUGGCCACGAAUGAAUAUCCAUAUAAUCUUGGGGCAUACGGGAAGGUCAUUACGACCAGCAGUCCUGAGGCCCAAAUAUGGUUUGACCGCGGCCUUGUGUGGGCAUAUUCCUUCAAUCAUAAAGAAUCAGUCAUCUGUUUCAAACAGGCACUUGUGCAUGAUCCAUGUUGUAUGAUGGCCUACUGGGGCUUGGCCUAUUCUCUCGGCCCCAACUACAAUCAGCCCUGGGAUUUCCUCGGCAAUGACUUGACAGCCGUGGUGGAAAACACAUAUCGAGCUGCAAUUAAAGCUCGAUUUCUCUCUUCAAAGACAUCUCCGGUGGAAAAGGCCCUUGCCAAGGCAAUUUCCGCCCGCUAUCAGAGUGAUAAGCCUGCUAGUAUGGAUCAAUAUGCUAUUCAAAAUCUUGCAUAUGCCGACGCAAUGAAAGAGGCAUACGAAAAUUUUACCGAUGAUUUGGACGUGGCCGCUCUGUACGCUGAUUCUUUGAUCAGUCUCACUCCCUGGAAAUUGUGGGACAUGGUGACCGGCACACCAAACCCUGGUACUCGUACCAUGGAAGCAAAGAGUGUGUUAGAGAGAGCUCUCAAACAUAAAGAUGCUUGCAAACACCCUGGUCUUCUGCACACCUACAUUCAUCUUAUUGAGAUGUCGCCCUUCCCAGAACUAGGCCUGCGAGCGGCAGAUUACCUCCGCGAUCUGGUUCCAGAUGCGGGUCAUGUCAAUCAUAUGCCGUCCCAUCUGGAUGUGUUGGUUGGAGACUAUCGAAGUGCCGUCCGCGCCAACCAGCGCGCCGCCGUUGCAGACGAGAAAUAUCUUGCGCGAGAAGGUCCAUUUAAUUUCUACUCCGUGUAUCGCAUGCACACAUACCACUCACUCAUCUACGCCGCCAUGUUUGCGGGCCAGAAACAGGCCGCAUUUACAGCCUUGGACCGCAUGGAGGCGACUCUGCCGAAAGAAUUGCUCGCGGCCAUGGCAGACUACAUCGAAGUCUUCAUGUCUGUACGCGCACACGUCAUGGUGCGAUUCGGCAUGUGGGACGAGCUUAUUGAGAUUGCGAUCCCCGCAGAUCCAGAGCUGUACUGCAUGACGAUAGCGACGCUGCACUACGCCAAGGGCGUGGCGUAUGCAGCGUCAGGGAACGUGCCCGAUGCAGAGCGCCAACGAGAGCUGUACCGAGCAGCGCGGAAACGAGUCCCCGAUACGCGCUUGGAUUGGCCUAACAAGUGUAUUGAGAUUCUGGGGGUGGCGUCAGAAAUGUUGGAUGGCGAGAUCGAGUAUCGUCGUGGGAACUACACAGAGGCGUUCGCGCAUCUACGUCGCUCGAUUGAAUUGGAUGAUGGGUUGGGUUACAGUGAGCCCUGGAGUUGGAUGCAGCCCACUCGCCAUGCAUACGCUGCUCUUUUGCUAGAGCAGGGCCAUGUUGCGGAUGCUGCGGCUGUCUACGAGGCUGAUUUGGGUAUUGAUGGUUCUCUUAUCCGCGCUCGCCAGCAUCCGAAUAAUGUAUGGGCUUUGCAGGGAUACCAUGAAUGUUUGGUACGUCUCGGUCGGAAUGAUGAGGCGCGUGUUAUUGCACCGCAGUUGGCGAUUGCGGUUGCCGUGGCUGAUGUGCCUGUAACGUCUUCAUGUUUCUGUCGUAUUGAUACCUCGGAAACGCCCAAUGUCGGCAAGAGUUGUUGCAAAUAA